Molecule: messenger RNA, 1011 nt
Organism: Brugia malayi
Lineage: Eukaryota; Metazoa; Nematoda; Chromadorea; Rhabditida; Onchocercidae
Gene: Bma-gut-2
Product: tRNA intron endonuclease family protein
Exons: 7
Coding region: 1-1011 (336 amino acids)
Biological process (GO): mRNA splicing, via spliceosome; tRNA splicing, via endonucleolytic cleavage and ligation
Cellular component (GO): catalytic step 2 spliceosome; P-body; precatalytic spliceosome
Molecular function (GO): RNA binding; tRNA-intron lyase activity
Source: RefSeq, a predicted model, not a curated record
AUGUCAUCUUUUGGGCUCGCAAAGGUGGUACAACUUAAGAAUAAUACGGAAGAUAUUCCUACUGGAAGAAGUAAUGUCGAACUUUCAAGACCUCAUUCUAUACAGUUGGAUGAUGAAGCAUUAAGGAAGAAAGCUGAAAUGAUGGUGAAAGGUCGGAAAGCAAAGAAGCUGAAACGUCAGGCUAAUAGUGAAGCUACAGCCGCAGCUCUUAAGGUUCGACGCUGUGAUAUUGUUAACGUGGAAGUUACAGAUUCCGAAAUAGACGAUGCAGUGAAGGAACUAUCGAAGCAUGACAAUACCCAUAAGCAAGGAGAUAUUUGGUUUCUCCCAUUGUAUGAUACACGUGAAGAAGCAUAUGAAGAAAUGGAAGGACCACCGCUUCCUGAAAGUUCGGUUUUCCGAAUUCGGCUAAACACAUUUCGUGAUUUGUGGCGUAGAGGUUACUAUUUAACGUGUGGUUUGAAGUUCGGGUGUGAUUAUCUUGCUUAUGAAUCUGUUCCUGGUGAGGAUCAUUCGAAGUGGUUAGUGAAAUGCGUGGAUUCACAAGAUACUUUAUCUUUCUUAGAUCUUAUUGCUCUCUCAAGGCUUUCUUCUCAAGUGAAGAAACAUGUUUUACUAGCUAUUGUUUCACCUGAUACUUUGUCACCUUACUAUAUUGAAUAUUCCUGGGUAUCAUUUCUUGUUUGGUAUGCAUUAGAAUUGCUCGUUGAAAUGCUAUUUUAUUCUUUUUUCAAAUCGUUGGUUGGAAAAGAUGUGGUAGUGGAAUUGAAAAAUGAUCUGAGUAUUUGCGGUACAUUACAUUCUGUUGAUCAGUACCUAAAUAUGAAACUGACGGAUAUCUCAGUGACUGAUUCGGAGCGAUAUCCGCAUAUGCUUUCCGUCAAAAACUGCUUCAUUCGUGGAUCUGUUGUACGAUAUGUGCAGUUGCCUGCUGAUCAAGUGGAUACUCAGCUACUGCAGGAUGCAAGUAGGAAGGAAGUUAUGCAAGCCAAAAGAACCGCUACCGCCUAA